This is a messenger RNA of Solanum stenotomum, 3142 nucleotides long. RefSeq names its product ubiquitin C-terminal hydrolase 12-like. Gene Ontology annotation, molecular function: protein binding. Bases 155 to 3028 code for a protein of 957 amino acids. NCBI's taxonomy places the organism in Eukaryota, Viridiplantae, Streptophyta, Magnoliopsida, Solanales, Solanaceae. The record is from RefSeq and is a predicted model, not a curated record. The transcript is spliced from 29 exons.
CAAACUUUUCACUUGCUAUUCCUCGUCACACAAGCACUUCUGCUCAACAAACUUUUCACUUGCUAUUCCAUGUCACACAAGCACUUCAGCUCAGCAAAGUUGCCGCCGGUUUACGUUCUCCCAUUCUCCGGCGACGUAACUCCUCACUCUUCCUAUGGAUGUAAUAGUGAAGAAAGAUCAAGAAGAAAAGUUACAAAAGGGGAAGGAGAAAGCAGAGGCUUGUCUCUACACUAUGAUCAAGGUAGCUCGUGAUGAAGACCUCGCUGAACAAAUUGGAAAGGAGAUUUAUUUUGAUCUUGUGGACCAUGAUAAAGUGCGUACUUUUUGUAUUGAGAAACAGAAGCCAUUUACUCAAUUGAAGGAGGAAGUUGCUAAGGCAUUUGGUAUACCAGUGCAAUUUCAACGUUACUGGAUAUGGGCAAAGCGCCAGAACCAUACGUAUCGGCCUGCUCGAGUAUUGACAGCUCAAGAGGAAAUUCAACCGGUUGGUGAACUUAGAGAGGUUUCAAAUAAAUGGAACAAUGAUGAGCUAAAACUUUUUCUGGAAGUAGAAUUAUGCCUGGAUUUGCGACCUUUACAUCCACCAGGGAAGACGACCAGGGAAGAAAUCCUUCUAUUUUUAAAACUUUAUGACCCUCUGAAAGAGACGAUUAGGUAUGUUGGACAACUUUUUGUAAAAGGAAGUGGCAAGCCGCUGGAGAUAAAAACAAAGCUGAAGGAGUUGGCUGGCUUUUCGCCUGAUGAAGAAAUUGAACUCUUUGAGGAAAUAAAAUUUGAACCCAGUGUGAUGUGUGAAAAAAUUGACAGUAUGUUGAGUUUUUGUGAGUGCCAGCUAGAAGAUGGGGAUAUAAUUUGCUUUCAGAAAUCCCUUCGAAAUCAAUGCACUGAACAAUAUCGCUUUCCUGAAGUUCCUUCAUUUUUGGAGUACAUGUACAAUCGCCAGGUAAGAGUGAAGAAAGAGCAAGAAGAAAAGGUACAAAAGGGAAAGGAGAAAGUAGAGGCUUGUCUCUACACAAUGAUCAAGGUAGCUCGUGAUGAAGACCUCGGUGAACAAAUUGGAAAGGAGAUUUAUUUUGAUCUUGUGGACCAUGAUAAAGUGCGUUCUUUUCGUGUUGAGAAACAGACGCCAUUUACUCAAUUCAAGGAGGAAGUUGCUAAGGCAUUUGGUAUACCGGUGCAAUUUCAGCGUUACUGGAUAUGGGCAAAACGCCAGAACCAUACAUAUCGGCCUGAUUGUGCAUUGACAGCUCAAGAGGAAAUUCAACCGGUUGGUGAACUGAGAGAGGUUUCAAAUAAAUGGAACAAUGAUGAGCUAAAACUUUUUCUGGAAGUAGAAUUAUGCCUGGAUUUGCGACCUUUACAUCCACCAGGGAAGGCGACCAGGGAAGAAAUCCUUCUAUUUUUAAAACUUUAUGACCCUCUGAAAGAGACGAUUAGGUAUGUUGGACAUCUUUUUGUAAAAGGAAGUGGCAAGCCGCUGGAGAUAAAAACAAAGCUGAAGGAGUUGGCUGGCUUUUCGCCUGAUGAAGAAAUUGAACUCUUUGAGGAAAUAAAAUUCGAACCUAGUUUGAUGUGUGAAAAGAUCGACAGUAUGUUGAGUUUUUGUGAGGGCCAGCUAGAAGAUGGGGAUAUAAUUUGCUUUCAGAAAUCCCUUCAAAAUCAAUGCACUGAGCAAUAUCGCUUUCCUGAGGUUCCUUCAUUUUUGGAGUACAUGUACAAUCGCCAGGUAAGAGCGAAUAAAGAGCAAGAAGAAAUGGUACAAAAGGGAAAGGAGAAAGCAGAGGCUUGUCUCUACACAAUGAUCAAGGUAGCUCGUGAUGAAGACCUCGCUGAACAAAUUGGAAAGGAGAUUUAUUUUGAUCUUGCGGACCAUGAUAAAGUGCGUACUUUUUGUAUUGAGAAACAGAUGCCAUUUACUCAAUUGAAGGAGGCAGUUGCUAAGGCAUUUGGUAUACCGGUGCAAUUUCAACGUUAUUGGAUAUGGGCAAAACGCCAGAACCACACGUAUCGGCCUGAUCGUGCAUUGACAGCUCAAGAGGAAACCCAACCGGUUGGUGAACUGAGAGAGGUUUCAAAUAAAUGGAACAAUGAUGAGCUAAAACUUUUUCUGGAAGUAGAAUUAUGCCUGGAUUUGAGACCUUUACAUCCAGCAGGGAAGACGACCAGGGAAGAAAUCCUUCUAUUUUUUAAACUUUAUGACCCUCUGAAAGAGACGAUUAGGUAUGUUGGACAUCUUUUUGUAAAAGGAAGUGGCAAGCCGCUGGAGAUAAAAACAAAGCUGAAGGAGUUGGCUGGUUUUUCGCCUGAUGAAGAAAUUGAACUCUUUGAGGAAAUAAAAUUUGAACCCAGUUUGAUGUGUGAAAAGAUCGACAGUAUGUUGAGUUUUUGUGAGGGCCAGCUAGAAGAUGGGGAUAUAAUUUGCUUUCAGAAAUCCCUUCAAAAUCAAUGCACUGAACGAUAUCGCUUUCCUGAGGUUCCUUCAUUUUUGGAGUACAUGCACAAUCGCCAGCCAAAAGAACACGAAAUGCUUGUUCCUAGUUCCGAUUUUCCUACUAAGAAGCCUCAGCCGGUCAAAGUUGCACCAGCGGACACAUUAAGUAUGGUGGAUGCUCAGGUGGUGGAUGAUGCGGCAUCUCCACUGUUCACAUGGACUAUUGACAACUUUUCAAAGUUGAAUGUGAAGAAGUACUCUGAUGUGUUUGAUAUAGGAGGAUAUAAAUGGAGGAUACUGAUAUUCCCAAAAGGAAACGACGUAGAUUAUUUAUCUGUGUAUUUAGAUGUGGCAGAUGCCGCAACGUUGCCUACUGGUUGGAGUAGACAUGCUAAAUUUAGCUUAGCUGUUGUCGAUCAAAUUCAUGGCAAGUUCACACUGAGAAAAGUGAGUGAACACCUUUUUACAGCAAAAGAGAGCGACUGGGGUUUCACAACGUUCUUGCCUCCUACUGAAUUAAAUGAUCCUGGAAAAGGUUUUCUUGUGGAUGAUAAAAUCAUAAUUGAAGCUGAUAUUACUUUUCCUAAAGUUCAUUGAUUGCUGAAAGUUUUAGGUAAGGAUAUAAACAUGUAGAGAUAUUUCGUACCUAGGGUUUAAACCCGUGGUUUCUAGUUAAGGAUGGAUGCAUCCUAUCCGACCACCACAACCUUU